Molecule: messenger RNA, 1137 nt
Organism: Cyprinus carpio (common carp)
Lineage: Eukaryota; Metazoa; Chordata; Actinopteri; Cypriniformes; Cyprinidae
Product: phospholipase A and acyltransferase 3-like
Exons: 5
Coding region: 201-707 (168 amino acids)
Biological process (GO): N-acylphosphatidylethanolamine metabolic process
Cellular component (GO): cytoplasm
Molecular function (GO): glycerophospholipid phospholipase A1 activity; A2-type glycerophospholipase activity
Source: RefSeq, a predicted model, not a curated record
ACAGCAAUAUCACUUUAAGGGCGUCCACCAAUGAUCUCUAUCAGCGCCGAAUGACCCUGCAGCUGAUUGGUCGACAUCAACAGUCACACCAGCAGGUUCGCUCUAUGAUGCUAUUUUUGCCUCAGACGCAAAAGCUCACCGAGACAAACAUCAUUAUUUGAUUAGAGUAAAAACAAGAAGAACAGUGUUUUGAAGUUGUCAUGGCACAGACAAAGCCGGAGCCUGGAGACCUUAUUGAAAUCUUCCGAGGCACAUAUCAGCACUGGGUUAUUUAUGUUGGUAAAGGUUAUGUGAUUCACCUGGCACCUCCCUCUGAACAUGCUCAAGCUGGAGCCUACAGUAUGAUGUCAGUAUUAUGUGAUAAAGCCACCGUGAAGAAAGAAGAACUUUAUGAAGUAGUUGGCAAUGAUGAAUACCGUAUCAACAAUCUUCUGGAUGAGAAAUAUGAGCCACGUCCUGUUCGAGAGAUUCUUCAGGAUGCACAUAGUGUUUUGGGACAAGAACGUCCAUAUUGUGUCUUUAGAGGGAACUGUGAGCACUUUGUUACAGAGCUGAGAUACGGAGAACCACAGUCCCGCCAGGUGCGGAAAGCGGUGGAGAUGGGUGUUGGAGUUGGUCUUGUUGCAGCAGGUACCUUUGCAGUUCUUGCUGCUGCUGCUGCCAUAUUUAGCUCAAAAGACAAACAGAAACGGAAACAGAACCAGUAAAAACUGGGGAAUGAAGUGAAAGCACAGUUGUGGAGACCUUUGAUAUUUAAAGUCUGUAAAAUGUGUAAUGCAUUUAAUGAAAAUAAUUAAAAACAUUUAAUGUAUUGAUUAGGCAGGCUUAGUUUUAUGAGCACAAAUGGAAAUAUUCCUAAACAGAACAUAAGUGAUUGUCAGCAACCAAACAAAACCCCAUCUGUUCUGUGGUUUGCUAACAGUGGUGCAUUUCGCUGCUGACAAAUCUCUGCAUGAAAGAUUUUAUUGAAAUAAUUUUGAUAUCACACAUUUCUCUUUCUACUGGUUUCCUAACAAUUCAAGCACUUUAAUCUAUAUAAUCAAAAAGAGCAAGCUGAAUAUUUGACCAAACAAAUUCUAAAAUAAACUGCAUUGUUGCUAUUUUUGUGCCAUUAAAUAUUUGACAUCAUAUACUGUA